AAUGGGAGAGGUGGGUUUGGCGGUUGGGAGGCAGGGGUUGGGGCGGCGGCUGGGCUGACCUGGGGCCUGGAGCCCCGGGGCCGAGGGAGCUGGCCUGCCGGCGGGACGGAGGAAACCUAGUGCCAACCCUGCCAGGUUCCGCCCCCGCGCCUGCCCCCCUCCUUUUUAAGCGCCUCCCGCCAGCCUCUGCUGUGGCUCGCUUCGCCGCGCUCCCUCCUUCCCCGCCUUCCAUACCUCCCCGGCUCCGCUCGGUUCCUGGCCACCCCGCAGCCCCUGCCCAGGUGCCAUGGCCGCAUUGUACCGCCCCGGCCUGCGGCUUAGCUGGCAUGGGCUGAGCCCCUUGGGCUGGCCAUCAUGCCGUAGCAUCCAGACCCUGCGAGUGCUUAGUGGAGAUCUGGGCCAGCUCCCCACUGGCAUUCGAGAUUUUGUAGAGCACAGUGCCCGCCUGUGCCAACCAGAGGGCAUCCACAUCUGUGAUGGAACUGAGGCUGAGAAUACUGCCACACUGACCCUGCUGGAGCAGCAGGGCCUCAUCCGAAAGCUCCCCAAGUACAAUAACUGCUGGCUGGCCCGCACAGACCCCAAGGAUGUGGCACGAGUAGAGAGCAAGACGGUGAUUGUAACUCCUUCUCAGCGGGACACGGUACCUCUCCCGGCCGGUGGGGCCCGUGGGCAGCUGGGCAACUGGAUGUCCCCAGCUGAUUUCCAGCGAGCUGUGGAUGAGAGGUUUCCAGGCUGCAUGCAGGGCCGCACCAUGUAUGUGCUUCCAUUCAGCAUGGGUCCUGUGGGCUCCCCGCUGUCCCGCAUUGGGGUGCAGCUCACUGACUCAGCCUAUGUGGUGGCAAGCAUGCGUAUUAUGACCCGACUGGGGACACCCGUGCUUCAGGCCCUGGGAGAUGGUGACUUUGUCAAGUGUCUGCACUCUGUGGGCCAGCCCCUGACAGGACAUGGGGAGCCGGUGAGCAAGUGGCCGUGCAACCCAGAGAAAACCCUGAUUGGCCACGUGCCCGACCAGUGGGAGAUCGUCUCCUUCGGCAGCGGCUAUGGUGGCAACUCCCUGCUGGGCAAGAAGUGCUUUGCCCUACGCAUCGCCUCUCGGCUGGCCCGGGAUGAGGGCUGGCUGGCAGAGCACAUGCUGAUCCUAGGCAUCACCAGCCCUGCAGGGAAGAAGCGCUAUGUGGCAGCCGCCUUCCCUAGUGCCUGUGGCAAGACCAACCUGGCUAUGAUGCGGCCCGCACUACCAGGCUGGAAAGUGGAGUGUGUGGGGGAUGACAUUGCUUGGAUGAGGUUUGACAGUGAAGGUCGACUCCGGGCCAUCAACCCUGAGAACGGCUUCUUUGGGGUUGCCCCUGGUACCUCUGCCACCACCAAUCCCAAUGCCAUGGCUACAAUCCAGAGUAACACUAUUUUUACCAAUGUGGCUGAGACCAGCGAUGGUGGCGUGUACUGGGAGGGCAUUGACCGGCCUCUUCCACCUGGUGUUACUGUGACCUCCUGGCUGGGCAAACCCUGGAAACCUGGUGACAAGGAGCCCUGUGCACAUCCCAACUCUCGUUUUUGUGCCCCGGCUCGCCAGUGCCCCAUCAUGGACCCAGCCUGGGAGGCCCCAGAGGGUGUCCCCAUUGACGCCAUCAUCUUUGGUGGCCGCAGACCCAAAGGGGUACCCCUGGUAUACGAGGCCUUCAACUGGCGUCAUGGGGUGUUUGUGGGCAGCGCCAUGCGCUCUGAGUCCACUGCUGCAGCAGAACACAAAGGGAAGAUCAUCAUGCACGACCCAUUUGCUAUGCGGCCCUUUUUUGGCUACAACUUCGGGCACUACCUGGAACAUUGGCUGAGCAUGGAAGGGCGCAAGGGGGCCCAGCUGCCCCGUAUCUUCCAUGUCAACUGGUUCCGGCGUGACGAGGCAGGGCACUUCCUGUGGCCAGGCUUUGGGGAGAAUGCUCGGGUGCUAGACUGGAUCUGCCGGCGAUUAGAGGGGGAGGACAGUGCCCGAGAGACACCCAUUGGGUUGGUGCCAAAGGAAGGAGCCUUGGAUCUCAGCGGCCUCAGAGCUAUAGACACCACUCAGCUGUUCUCCCUCCCCAAGGACUUCUGGGAACAGGAGGUUCGUGACAUUCGGAGCUACCUGACAGAGCAGGUCAACCAGGAUCUGCCCAAAGAGGUGUUGGCUGAGCUUGAAGCCCUGGAGAGACGUGUGCACAAAAUGUGACCUGAGGCCCUAGUCUAGCAAGAGGACAUAGUACCCUCAUCUGGGAAUAGGGAAGCCACCUUGCAGAAAAUAUGAGCAAUUUGAUAUUAACUAACAUCUUCAAUGUGCCAUAGACCUUCCCACAAAGACUGUCCAAUAAUAAGAGAUGCUUAUCUAUUUUACACAA
Symphalangus syndactylus (siamang) is the source of this 2375-nucleotide messenger RNA. It is a transcript of the gene PCK2, whose product is annotated as phosphoenolpyruvate carboxykinase 2, mitochondrial. Gene Ontology annotation, cellular component: cytosol. NCBI's taxonomy places the organism in Eukaryota, Metazoa, Chordata, Mammalia, Primates, Hylobatidae. Gene Ontology annotation, biological process: cellular response to insulin stimulus; response to starvation; propionate catabolic process. The record is from RefSeq and is a predicted model, not a curated record. Gene Ontology annotation, molecular function: manganese ion binding; phosphoenolpyruvate carboxykinase (GTP) activity; GTP binding.